AUGGAUUCUGAAAAUUUAGCCAAAACUGUAGAACUUUUGUAUUUAUACAUUUCUUCUACCUGUAAAGAUAAAGACUGUAUAGGUAAGAUUGGUAAGAAAGAUGAAGAUCGAAAGGCUGACGAAGAAAUAUCGAAAUCAGCAGCAAGUAAAGACUCGAAAACAACAAAAACGUCAAAAAAAACGGAACCAUCAGAGAACAUACCCGAUAUACCAAUCAUAAAAACAGAAAUGUACGGCUUAUGCGUUAUUGAUUUAAUUCCACUUUUUCAUGGAGAAACUUCAUUCUCAGAAACUCUAAUUAUAAAACCUAUAAACCAACCCACUAGCACUCCCAAAAAUCAACCAGAAAUUUCUAUUACAAUAGCUACAAAAGACAAUGCCAAGCUUAUCAACAUAACAAACAUUUUAUAUUUCACUGUUGAAUCAAUUUGCAAUGUUCCUUCUUUAAUGCUGGAACAAAUGGAUUGUACAAUUUGUGUAAUGUUACCACUGCACAAUUCGGCUGCUACUCCUACAAUAUUCCAUAACCCCAAAAUUACCACUAGAGAACCUUUUAGUGGGUUGGAACCAAAACGUUGGCCUGGUCUACAUGAUGUUGCCUUUAACGCUAAUACAACCAAAUAUUUCAUUGCUGACAGUUAUGAAGAAAUUACCAAUAAAGAUAAUUUUAACAUCAAAGAAGCUUUCAAGGAAGGUGCUUCAAGAAUCGAGUACAACUAUCUGAAAAGGAAUGUCUUAUACAAAAGUGGCAAAAGUGAGCUUGCAGCACACAUAUCAACUCACAGAGAAAUUGCGUUAGAAAUUUUUUUGACACCCGCAAGUAGAAAGGAUAAAACUUUCGAUGAACAUUUAGAUCGAAGUUCUAUUAGAAGUACAAAAAAUUCUCCACACUUGCAUUUAAUGGCCGUGAUAGACGUUGCAGCUUUAUUGUAUCCAGGAUUUUCUAGACUUCGCAUAGCCACCCCUGUCAAGCUAUUUACUUAUGAAGAAGCUGCCAAGACAGGUUUGCAUGGUUCUUUUUUUUUACCAAAACCUUCCCGUGAUAUGCCAAAUGUUAAAGCGCUUAAAGUCAGAGUAGUGGAUGUGUCUAAGAAAAAUAAAAAGAGUCCGGAGAAAAAAGAAAAAACUCCCAGCAAAAAAGACACUAAAAGUUUAGAUAGUCAACAAUCAGCUAACCUUGAAGAACCUACACAAAAAAUAUGCGAACAAGUUUAUGAUGAAGCUGGAAAACCAUGCUUUAUUAUAAUUGAAAUCGAACUAUUGAAUCCUUUGAAUCCGAAAAUCGACAUUGACGAAUUAAAAACGAAUCUUCACAGUUUACAGCUAGAUGCUCUACAAUCAUCAAGAAGCAUUUUGAGCCAAGAUCCAGCUGAUGAACGUUACGAUUAUACAAUAAAAGAAAUUCUUGAUAAUCUUAAUCAACAAUGGUUGGAAUAUAAUCGAGUUAUAACAACAAUUCCAGUGCCAGAGUUUAAAAUGAAUUUUGUGGAAUAUUUAGUUAGAGUUGGUGCUUAUAAAAGUUAUACUAAUUCCAUUAUUACUUCGGUAAUUUACUUAAUGACCACUAAAUAUAAAUGCAUUGAAUAUUAUUUCAAGUACCACCAUGGAAAUUAUCAUAAUCUUUUAUCGGAACUUUAUGCAGAAUUAAUAGAAAAAUUGCAUAAUACUUUAAAUGUCAUGGUUUGUAAUGAAAUGAGAGCUAAAAAAGUCGACCGUAUAAUUUCAUGGGAUUUAAGUUUUUUCUAUGCUAAAGAAGCAGCAGAAUUGAAAUUGUAUAAAUUAGCCGAAAGAUAUUUCAUGGAUAGAAUUAUUGUUAGUAACGAUACCAAAGAAAAUGCAACUUUUUGGUUUCAUUUUGCCAUAUACAACAUUGAAAUUAAUAAUGUUGAAGAAGCAUUUCGAUGCGUUAGAGAAGCCAUAGCUUUAAAUUGCACCUGCAAAUAUACAUUAUUACUUCUCGGUGUUUUAUUAGCCGAAAAAGAUAAUAGACAAGAUGCAGAAACGUGUUUUCUAAAUACGUUAAUUCUAGACCCGUAUUGGGUUGCAGGUUGGUGCAUUUUGUACUGUUUUUACAAAAAAUGUGACAGGCCUGAUGGUAUGGAAAUGGCCUUGGAUAUGGGAAAGAAGUUAGUCAAAGGAUAUUGCAGUGAUAAAGAACAUUUCGAGACUUUUGAAGAUUUGGCAUGGAGCUGGCAAAAUAUUCCGAAGUCCUUCUUUUUUAAUGCGGCUGUGCUCUUACUGAAAAUGAGGCUCUUUUCUUGGGUGGAGAUGGCAUUGGCAGAAAUUUUAGAGCCAAAUAAUUAUGGAUAUGUUCAGUAUUUGUUGGCGAUUGUAAAUUAUUACAAGAAAGAUUUUGACCAUGCUUUGGAGUGCAAUAACGAAGCUAAAGCAUCAUUGGAGUUAAUUCCUAUGACCUCACAUAUUUUCAUCAUUUGCAUGUGUCUUGCUAGAUAUAGAAAAAUAUUUCCUGAUUGUCAAUUUUCAGAUUGGAUUCAAACGUAUGUUUAG
Messenger RNA from Ceutorhynchus assimilis (cabbage seed weevil), 2508 nucleotides. The record is from the annotation of a GenBank genome assembly. Lineage: Eukaryota; Metazoa; Arthropoda; Insecta; Coleoptera; Curculionidae.